AUGACUCCCAGAUCUGCCCUAGAAAACGAUCAGGUUCCCAUGGAUCAGGAACAGAGCGGGCUGAUGUUCAUUGGAUCUAUAGAAUUCACCAAUCUAUGGCGUUUACAUCAAGUGUGGACUCAGAAAUAUCAGUGGAAUAUCAAAAGACUGCAUGAUCAGUACGGGCCAGUAGUGCGGAUUGGUCCAAACUUGCUGGACCUAGACUACCCGGAGUUGAUCAAGACCCUCUAUAGCACCGAUGGCAAAUGGCGCAAAACCGAGUUCUACCACAACAGCAGUACCAUCAUCGAUGGUAAAGUUACAUACCAUCUGUUCAGUACUACCGACCAGGUGGCUCAUGCACGCAUGAAGAAGCCAGUCGUCAAGUAUUAUUCCAUGAGCAGCAUCUUAGGCUUGGAAAGGGGGAUGAAUGAGGUAAUCAAUGACUUUUGUGGUCAUCUGGAACGUCGGUUUAUGGAAGGAAACAACAAGGGCAAAGACUGUGAUCUGGGAAAGUGGCUAGCAUAUUAUACCUGGGACUUGAUCAGCUCGGCCACUUUCAGUAAACGCUUCGGAUAUAUGGAAAAAGGAUAUGAUUUUGACGGCACCAUCCACAUUGCCGACCAGGUCACGGACUAUUUUGCCAUGGUGGGCCAGAUACCUUUCCUCGACUUCUUGCUCGACAAAAAUCCCAUCAAGCGCAUCGGUCCACCUAAUCUGGGCAACGUAACACGCAUUUCAGUCGAGAACAUGAUCGCUCGUCUCCAAGGGAAGUGUGAAAAGACAGAUCCUAAUGAGAUGGAUUUCCUUGAUCACUUCAUCGAGGCCAAGACAAAAAAUCCGGAUGUUGUAGAUGAGAAGCUCAUCAUAGGCUACCUACAAGUCAACAUGCUUGCCGGCGCCGACACCACCGCAAUCACGCUCCGGGCCAUUUUCAACUUUCUUCUUCGAAACCCCAUUGCCUUUGAGAAACUUGGACGGGAACUCGUCGAAGCUAAGUUUGAUCUGUCAAACCCAGUAUCUUACAGUUCGGCACGUGCCUUGCCUUACCUCGAUGCCGUCAUCAAAGAGGCAAUGCGUAUGCACCCUGGUGUGGGGAUGCUCCUGGAGCGAUAUGUGCCUGAUUCAGGACUUACAUUGCCAGACGGCAGUUAUGUCCCUCCUGGAACCGCUGUCGGCAUUAAUCCGUAUAUCAUGGGGCGCAACAAGAGCGUGUGGGGAGACGACGCGGAUGACUUUCGGCCGGAGCGUUGGCUGCAGGCUGAUAACGAAGACGAGGAAGAUUAUCAGCGGCGCCUGCGUAACAUGAGUAAUGCCGACCUCACAUUUGGGAGUGGAUCUCGUAUUUGUAUCGGUCGCAACAUCGCCCUGCUGGAAGUGUACAAGGUCAUCGCCACGCUUGUAUCGAGGUACGAGAUCUCGCUUGCAGACCCUUGCCGCGAAUUUGUCAUGAUUUCCACCUGGUUCCCUCGUCAAUCAGGUCUUGUAUGCACUCUGAGGAAGCGGAAGGAAGUAUGA
Messenger RNA from Exophiala aquamarina CBS 119918, 1497 nucleotides. RefSeq lists its product as uncharacterized. The transcript is spliced from 3 exons. The record is from RefSeq and is a predicted model, not a curated record. Gene Ontology annotation, molecular function: oxidoreductase activity, acting on paired donors, with incorporation or reduction of molecular oxygen; monooxygenase activity; iron ion binding. Bases 1 to 1497 code for a protein of 498 amino acids. NCBI's taxonomy places the organism in Eukaryota, Fungi, Ascomycota, Eurotiomycetes, Chaetothyriales, Herpotrichiellaceae.